This is a messenger RNA of Zea mays, 2128 nucleotides long. RefSeq lists its product as uncharacterized. NCBI's taxonomy places the organism in Eukaryota, Viridiplantae, Streptophyta, Magnoliopsida, Poales, Poaceae. The transcript has 6 exons. Gene Ontology annotation, molecular function: pheophytinase activity. Gene Ontology annotation, biological process: chlorophyll catabolic process. Bases 325 to 1659 code for a protein of 444 amino acids. Gene Ontology annotation, cellular component: chloroplast. The record is from RefSeq and is a predicted model, not a curated record.
GAGUUACUUCUACGCAUCUCCAAGCCGCAAACGGACAAAACCAAAGCAAUCCGUGCACACCGAACUCCUCUCCUCCACUCGCCUCUUCCACGCCACGCGGAUGGCGUGCGCGCACGCAAGGUCCAAAGAAGCAGGCCAUCCGGGACGGCGCGAGCGCGUCCUGCGUUCCAUUCCACCCUCCUCCGUCUCCGAUCCUCGCCUUCAACUCCACUCCCUCGCUCUCUCGGGCCUUCUUCCCUAGCGGCGACGACGGGGUGAUCACUGAUUCACUGCCGCCCGCGCCAGGUCGGCCAGAACUAGUGGGCGCCAAACAUCAUAGCGAUCAUGGAGGUGGUCUCUUGCAGCCACUCCUGCUCGGCAUUACAUCAAACACCAGCAAGCACAUGGAGGCUUCGGGGCAGUGCUCUUGGCCUUGGUCUUGGGCAUGCCAGGCCUUCCCGGACCAGAAGAUACACAGUUGCGUGUGUAGGAACCACGAGUGGAGCUUCGAAUCCGGGUGGUUCCGGCAAGGUCCAUGCAGCCCAGGGAUUCCAUGUAAGCGACGUGGAUGCAGCCCUGCAGGGCAUUCCUUCCAUGAAAGCCGGGGAGGCCGAGAGGGUGAUGAUUCAAGGCCUUCCGGAAGGCCCUGACAGCUCCCCGAUCAGUACUGGGUUCUGGGAGUGGAAGCCGAAGCUGACUGUGUACUACGAGAGGUCCGGCAUGAAGAACAGCAAGGCACCUGCGGUGCUCUUCCUGCCGGGGUUCGGAGUCGGGACGUUCCAUUUCGAGAAGCAGCUGAGGGAUCUUGGUCGCGAUCAUCGGGUGUGGACGAUGGAUUUUCUCGGGCAGGGGAUGUCGCUGCCUGGUGAAGAUCCUGCUCCUAGUAGCAUAGCGAGCGAAGAUGCGUUUUGGGGCUUUGGACAAGAUUCGCAGCCUUGGGCAGAGGAGCUGGUGUAUUCUGUGGAUUUAUGGCAAAACCAAGUUCAGCAUUUCAUUGAGGAGGUUAUCCGUGAACCAGUUUAUAUUGUGGGGAACUCUCUUGGAGGUUUUGUUGCUCUGUAUUUUGCUGCAUCCAGUCCACACCUUGUAAAAGGUGUCACACUGCUUAAUGCAACACCGUUUUGGGGAUUCUUUCCCAACCCUGCUACAUCUCCCCGAUUGUCAAAGAUUUUCCCAUGGGCUGGGACAUUUCCGCUUCCAUCAUUUGUGAGGAAAAUUACUGAAGCAGUUUGGCAAAAGAUAAGUGACCCAAAAAGUAUUCAGGACAUACUCAAACAAGUAUACGCUGACCAUUCAACAAAUGUGGACAAAGUAUUCUCUCGUAUUGUGGAGAUAACACAACACCCAGCAGCUGCUGCAUCGUUUGCCUCCAUUAUGUUUGCUCCAAGGGGUCAGAUAUCCUUCCAAGAGGCCAUCUCUAGGUGCCAAGACCAAGGCAUUCCUAUAUCUCUCAUGUAUGGAAGAGAAGAUCCUUGGAUUAGACCUAUUUGGGGCCUUAAAGUUAAACAGCAAGUGCCCGAAGCACCUUAUUAUGAAAUUAGCCCCGCUGGUCAUUGUCCUCAUGAUGAGGUCCCUGAGGUUAACCGGACACGUGCCACUCUACAUCCGGCCAUGCUAUCUUCUUGGGAGACAACCUGGUCUUCUGGUCUUCCAAGAGGCAGCCCGUCGUCUCUCGCUUGAGUGUCGAGGCUGAGUAUCGUGCUAUGGUCGAGGCCUCCUGGUUGCGCCAACUUCUCCUGGAGCUUCAUUAGCCUCUUCACCAAAGCACUCUUGUCUACUGCAACAAUGUCAAUGCGGUGUACCUCUCCACCAACAAUGUUCAACAUCUGCGCAUGAAGCAUGUUGAGAUCGACCUCCACUUCGUUCGUGAGCGCAUCGCCGUCGGUGAUGUUCGGGUCCUCCACGUUCUGACGACUUCAUAGUUCGCUGACAUAUUCACCAAGAGGCUGCCGUCCUCGGUGUUCUCCGACUUUCGGUCCGGUCUCAACGUCUGUCGUGGCUAGAAUUUCGACUAGGGGUAUUAGAGUUUAUAUACUUGGAUACUCUAUAUAUACUCUAGCCCUAGUGUCUGUUAUCUAUUGAGUCAUUUUUCCUCCAAUAGUAUAUAGUAGUGGAUCUGAUUAAAAUCUAGAAUUUUGUUAUGAUGUAA